AUGGCUACAGUUCCUUGGCAAAGCAUGUCAAAAGCCCUGGACUCCAGGCCUGGCCCACUCAGGAAAACUAUGAAGCCGUCCGCGAUGAGUGGGCAUCUAUCAACCAAAAGCGCCAUCGUGGCGCAACUGGCUCGCAACUCGACGGCGGGCUGGGUGGACUGGUCCGGCCAGAGCUUAAUUUGGUCCCUUUGUUAUGAUCAGCCAAUGUCGCCUGCGUUCCUGAUCGCCGAAAGGGGACAACUUCUCCAAUCGAGUAUUUCACAAAAACCCUAUUUCUCGGAUAUGGCUGCUUUUAGAAAUAGCCCACACAAACAGGACGUUUGGUAG
Fusarium odoratissimum NRRL 54006 is the source of this 327-nucleotide messenger RNA. RefSeq lists its product as uncharacterized. The record is from RefSeq and is a predicted model, not a curated record. The transcript has a single exon. NCBI's taxonomy places the organism in Eukaryota, Fungi, Ascomycota, Sordariomycetes, Hypocreales, Nectriaceae. The coding region runs from base 1 to 327 and encodes 108 amino acids.